AAUAAUGAAGUAAAUUGUCAGAAAAAUAUUGACUUACAUUUGCACAUAAACUUUGGCAAACUACCUAAAAUUUUUGUACAAUGGCCGACGAAGAAGCACCACCCGAAGAGGCACCCGAAGAAGUUCAAUCAUUUACCAGCGCAAGAACUGAACCUUUAAGUACCGAUCCAUUCACCACUGAAUUUAUGUACUACACAUCGGUCUUAAAGAUUUUGGCUCCUUUAUCGAACGAUAAUGAAAGACAAAUCGCAAUUCCUUGGAUCAGAAAAUUGUUUAGACCCGAGUACCACACCACCAAGUUGAGGGAGAAACGAAACAGGUAUUUAUCAUAUUUAGUAGUGAGCAUGUUACUGGACGAGUUGCAAGCCAAUUUUCAAAAUACGCCGCCAGAAGGUCCUCUUCCCGAUUUGAACGAUAUAAAAUUACCGACCACUAGUUGUGCUCAUUGGGAAUUGGACACCACGUGGCAGGACACGUUGAAAGCUUUGCCACAUACUUUCAAAAUGCUCAAAUGCACCAUUCAUGAUGACGAAACUGAAUGUAUGGCGGAUCACGAUUUGGAUACAGUGUUAGAUCAGGAGUUUCAAUUAUUCCUUCACAUUGCUAGACCAUACGCAGCACUUUUAACGGGACACGACAAAACAAGAAUUGCUAAUUGGAUACAAAUUUUGUGCUCCAUCCAUGGAAAAGAUUGCUGUUCGGGAAUGAAAUCUAUUAGGAACGAUUAUAUUAUGGCACUGACAUCUUAUUUAUAUGACUUAAGAACUCCUGGUCCGUUCGUGGACUAUCCACCCUUAAAAUACCUGUUAUCACUGCCGGACGCGACGGCCAGAAUGAACGAUCCUAGACCGAUAACGGAUCCGACCCAUCCGGAAGCGGAAAAGUUCCUGUGCUCUCAAAUGAUACCCGAGGACGGAGCAUUUUGUUACAUCGCUGUUACUGGCGAUCUAGUGAAUAAAGUUACCGGAAAAGAUGAAACGAAAAUCAUAUAGAACAAUUCGACAAUAAAAUCGUUUACUAAAACAA
Molecule: messenger RNA, 1026 nt
Organism: Aethina tumida (small hive beetle)
Lineage: Eukaryota; Metazoa; Arthropoda; Insecta; Coleoptera; Nitidulidae
Exons: 5
Coding region: 81-992 (303 amino acids)
Source: RefSeq, a predicted model, not a curated record